GAUCCUGUUACAAGCGGGUACAAAUACCAUCCGGGAACCCGGGCAAAAUGUCGUCCAAAUCUUUGCCGCUCCAGACAGAUACUAGGGCAGAAUUGGCUGAAUUGGUGAAGAGGCGAGCUGAAAUUGCGGAGACCCUUGCAAAUCUUGAAAGACAAAUCUACGCAUUUGAGGGAAGCUACCUAGAGGACACCGCCCUCUAUGGAAACAUCAUCCGAGGAUGGGAUCGCUAUCUGACCAAUAAAAACACAAACAGCAAGACGGACAAACGAAACAGGAAAUUCAAAGAAGCAGACCGACUAUUCUCCAAAUCCUCCAUCACAUCACAUGGUUCUCUUGGCUUGUCGGACUCACAACAGCAGCAAGAUAAAAAACCAUCACCUUCACUACCACCGUUGUCUUCCCAAUCUACAUCCUCUAUCUCAACCCCAACCGAUGGAGAAGCCCAUGAGAACCAGAGUAGCCAUGACGGCUCUGCCUCCUCGUCCAAGUCCGAGCCCGAGGCAAAGGCAUCUCAGAACGACGGAGAAGCUGACAAGCAUGGCGCCGGCGGCUCCAAUCACGUCAGCAGCAAGUCACAUGGCAAGUCACAUGGUCACAAGAAGAGGAAAAACAAGAGCCGACACAGGUUAGAGGCGCGGAUUAAGAAGAGUAGACACUCAGAAGAUGCGUAAAUUGAGAAACGACUCAAGAUUCAACUUCAUCCACCUAUUCACAAGAUUAAAGCAACGUGUAUGUUCAAACAACCAGCAAAUCCUAUAUGUGCGGAAAAUUGUAAAAAUGUGAAAGCUGAUGGAACAUGAUAACAUUACAGUGAUAACUAUCAUGAGAUUCGAAUACUCAAGUCUCAUUGGCUGUUUUGAUACACGAUUGUCAAGCAAGUGACUGAAAAAUGAAGCCUCAUUGGCUCUCCAAAUUGGUUGUUACACAUGUGACUUGUAAAAUAAAGCCUCAUUGGCUGGCCAAACAAAUGGUUAAGCAUGUGACUUGUCAAAAAAAGCCUCAUUGGCUAUCCUGAUAGGUGGUUGCCAAGCAUGUGACUGGGAAUCAUUUAGCUCAUUGGCCAUCUCAUAUGGGAUUGCUAUCAUGUGACUCAGAACCAUGUACCUCAUUGGUUGUCCUGAAAGUUGCUUGCUAAGCAUGUGACUUGGACUAAUUUAUCUCAUUGGCCAUCCUCACAUGGGGUUGCUACCAUGCGACUCAUUACCAUGUACCUCAUAGGUUGUCCUGAAAGUUGGUUGCCAAGGAUGUGACACAGAAUCUUUAUUUCAUUGGCUGUCCUGAUAUGGGGUUGCUAUCAUGUGACUCAGAACCAUGUACUUCAUUGGUUGUCCUGAAAGUUGGUUGCCAAGCAUGUGACUUGAAAUAAUUUAUCUCAAUGGCCAUCCUCACAUGGGGUUGCUAUCAUGUGACUCGGAACCAUGUACCUCAUUGGUUGCAUUUGAAUAGCUUCCCUGUUUAUACACCGGGUAACACCGGGGGAAGUCACAAAACGAGGCUUGUCAAAUGCUGUGGUGUAUUUGCCUAGGCACUCUGGGAAAAUUGAGGUCAAAGGUUAUUUUGGGGCGGGACUUUAAAAUGUGAACGCCCUGGGCAUACUGUCUUCAGCUUCACUUGUAAAUUUAGUUUUAUCACUGUAAACAGAUCUGUAAACAGAUCAACAAUGGCUAAAUCGGAAAAUAUGCUAUGUAUUAUCAAAAACAUGUCCAUCCAAUUGAACACCGUUGAUAAUUGACAAUAUUUGUGUCAUAAAUCUCUCGGCUGUACUCACUUCGUAUUCAAAUUCCCGCCAUCUUUAAUCUUCCUUUCAACGAAAUUGUCCACUGACGUCACACACGGGCAGCCACCAGAGACCAGCUCGCUAGCUGGGGCAGUGGUGGUUGACACCGGGGCAGACACGAGGAUCACAUGAUAGCUAAUCGAACGCUCUCGUGUAGGUUUCACUUACACACGUAAGCUAAUAAAACGCACCCAUUGGUUGUCCUGAUGGGCGGUUGCUGACCAUGUGACUUGGAAAAUCUAGCCUCAUUGGCUGUCCUGCUAGAGCAAGUCCGGGUGACUAGAGGUUGAUUUGUGAUGGAACUUACGCCUGUGCACAAACAGCAACUUGCAGACAUCUCUAGUCAAAUGCUGGACGAAACGUCAUCCAAAACGCCUUGAUCCUGGCUCCCUGCUGUGCAUUAUAAUGCGCGUGGCUGUUGGUUACCAGUGAUGUAACCGUGCCGUGGACUCUGGGUCGGAGCAGUUGACUAGAGUAGCCCGACGUUCGAGUGAAGUUAGUCGAACUAUGUUUGACCACAGUCCUCAUUGGAACUUGCUGUACGUCGCUGGAUAAAGCUGGGUGCGUAGUGUAAACCUCAAACGACUUAAAAGUCAAAAGAGCGAGUAUAAAUUAUGUACUUGGUUGACUUCUAAUAUAGGAAGGGAUAUGCCCACAUACAUGUAAAUUUGGCAAACUGUACCGAGUGUCCCACAAAAUGCAACAGGCCAAAAGUAUUUGAUUUAGACUGAGUAGCGUUUGUUCAUGUGUUAAAAUUUGUUUUGUUAUAUUUUCUUCUUUCUAUGCAAGUACUGUGUAAUCUGUUUAAUACUCUUUUAAGUGUUGUACAAACUUUAAUCGUAAAGACUAGUUUUGAAGGGUGCGGUGUUCGUAUGUGUGUGUGUUUUCAAUAAUGGUAUUUUUUGACCAACCAAGGCCGGAAAACAAAAGGCUCCAAGAUUGUAGACAACACGACUAGAACUUUUAUGGAAAGAGAAAAAUGUUGGGUGU
Molecule: messenger RNA, 2767 nt
Organism: Patiria miniata (bat star)
Lineage: Eukaryota; Metazoa; Echinodermata; Asteroidea; Valvatida; Asterinidae
Gene: meaf6
Product: chromatin modification-related protein MEAF6-like
Exons: 7
Coding region: 48-671 (207 amino acids)
Cellular component (GO): NuA4 histone acetyltransferase complex
Source: RefSeq, a predicted model, not a curated record